Aspergillus glaucus CBS 516.65 is the source of this 1080-nucleotide messenger RNA. RefSeq lists its product as uncharacterized. The coding region runs from base 376 to 771 and encodes 131 amino acids. The record is from RefSeq and is a predicted model, not a curated record. Lineage: Eukaryota; Fungi; Ascomycota; Eurotiomycetes; Eurotiales; Aspergillaceae. The transcript is spliced from 3 exons.
AAUUAUAGGCGAAUCGCCGGCACCAGUAAGCGCUCUUGCAUCAUUUGCUAGAUUCAGAUCCCAUAAUGUCCAGUGACCUAAGUGACUUCUGCGCGCGCCUUCCUAUGGAAAUGAAGAGAAGGAUCGCCGGUUUGGAAGUGACAUGUCCCCUCGAAGCAGGAGCGAUGAAGCCUAUUUAAAACCUGCCAUACGAAAUUCCCCUACAACUCCCGUUUAACUAUAUUUCCUCUACAAAUUUGGUAUUCAAGUCAUUAUUCUAUUGUCCGAGAUCUUUGUUCAAUCCCCGCCCUUGUCAUAUAAAGGCGACUUGUUUCUUUUGCUCGUCUAUUGCACCUUCAGUGAUUUGUGUCGAUUGAACUUCUCAAAAUAGCCGAAAUGACUACCGUUUGGGUCGCGAUCUACAACCCGACUGACAAGCGAGACCCUUGUCACUGGGCGCUCUGGCUGAAAACAUCUGAUGAUCAAUCUGUGAUCCUCCAGGUUGGAGAUGAGAAGAACGGUCGCGGCUAUUACGUGGAGGAUCCUAUUUACAAGGAACCUAUGAGAUCCGCCAGAUUGGCCGAAGUUAUUGAUUGCGGGACCAUCCCCUCGAGCAAGCACAACCAGGCGGUUUUGCUGAUCCAGGCUCAUCCAGUGGACAAUCAGAGUACGACCUGGAACUGUCAGGCCUGGGUCAUAGAGAAUCUGGAGAAUCUGGAGCAGCAUGGUUUGCUGCAAGUUUCUCCAACUGUCAAAGCAAGCCUGCAAGCCAAGAGACAGAACUGGCAGUGAAAACAAGUCAUGUCUUUCUUUUUUAUACGCAAUGGAGAGAUACUGUACUAAGAGAUUUCGCCAUUUAAGAUUCAUGUUAGAGCAGGACCUUGAAUUGCGUUCUUGAAAAAUUGCUUUGUUAAUGCAGUGCAUUCCAAUAAAUUCUUCCAAUUCACUCUUUACUAGAAGCCUCCCUGGAAAACCGCUGUUUCUCUGGUGAAUUGACAUAGUCACGGCGCUCUGCUAGGAUAAUGAAACUUCCAACUCAUGGGUUCUUCCUAGGUAGCUAUCGACAAGAAUAAUCAGCAUGAGGAAGGAAGAAAGGAGGUA